Cladocopium goreaui is the source of this 5508-nucleotide messenger RNA. The record is from the annotation of a GenBank genome assembly. Lineage: Eukaryota; Dinophyceae; Suessiales; Symbiodiniaceae.
GGACUGUCUUGGUGUCAACCCUUUGGUGGCAGCUGCAUUGGGCGCCAACAUCGCUUUGAGAAGAAGCCUAAAGGAGAUGAGUAUCUCGAUGGGACGACGCCUUGGAUUGAUGUCACUUUAAACACAGAAGUCCAUAGCGUGGCGUUUGCAGACUGGGACUCUGAUGGCGACUUGGAUUUUUUGUUGUUGACUCAAUCAGAGAUCAUAUUCUACGAAAGACUCACUGAGGAGAGCUUCGUUCCACAUGACUUGAUGAUGGUGGAAAAUCAGAACCUCAAGGGUCUUGCAGUGCUGGACUGGAAUGGAGAUGGGAAAUUGGAUUUGUUGUUUUGCUCUUGGGAGAAUGAGUCCGCAAUUGUCAGCUGGCUCCCAGGUCCAGCCUUGGAAGGCACCAAGACCAGGAUUUUGACUGCGAAUGCGUCGGAGGCAUUUUGUGUCGUACAGCCAGUGGACUCUGAUGAGGAUGGUGAUAUAGAUCUGAUUCUUGGUCAAAGGUUCUUCGAUCGUAUCUCUGAAGAUAAAUUCAUAGAGAGACUUGGGAAUCCAAAUCCACUUGAGGUCUUCAAGGGCAAAGUUCACAGGGUGGCAGACAUAGAUUCUGAUGGGCAUUUGGACGUGCUGGUUGAGGAUUGGGAAAGCUGGCACUAUGAUUGUGAUGAAAACUGUCACUAUGAUUGUGAUGUGGACCUGCAUUUCUGUAGCCGUGCAGCCGAUGGCAGUUUUGUUGAGCAAAAAGAAAAUCCGGUUGAUGAGAUCAAAGUCAGACACUGGCAAGCUCUAACCGGUAAUGAGUAUCUUAAUGCCCAUGUUGCCGACUGGAAUUCAGACGGUUUGCCCGAUGUUGUGCUUAUGUUCAGAUUUUCGCCUUACGAGGAUUUUCUGCCAGGUAUGGCAUACCGUGUGUACUGCCACACAUACUACCAACAUAUUCUGCCGAAGGACUUGAAGCGCAACUCUCACAUGGAUACCUUUGGCGACAUAGACAUACAACAGUUGCAGCCUUUCUUGUUAGAUUGGAAUGGGGACGGAAACUUAGAUAUGGCCGUGAAGCAACCAGUCUUCAAUUGGGGCGACAAAUAUGUGCGUCUUUUUGAGUCCGAUGCUCAUGGCAGAAGUGUGACGGAAGUGGUCUCAGCAUUUGAGAAUGCCUCUCCCUGGCGCUUUGGCUAUGGAAAGGUUUUGCAAAAAACAGAGGGUCAAAGCAGCAAACACAAGAAUUCGGCGCUUUGCACAGCGCUGUUGGAGCAAAAGACUGAAGCAGAAGCAGAAGCAGAUGUCUCAGCCCACCAACAAUGGCAAAAUGACUAUGUCUAUCACCGUGACUGGUAUCAGCAGACAGCCACACAAUCGAAAGUCUAUCCAAGUAUCACAGAACUGAGAAUUUCCGAGUGGACCAUGAAACCUGUUCUGAUCCAUUUGCAGACGCUCAAACAAAAUCUCACGACUGGUGACACGAUCGUGGGAAACAUUAUGCAUAUCAACACCAAGGCACAGCUGGAAGAGUUGCAGAGCUUGAUAGAUGCUCAUGCAUUAAAUGGCAGUAUGACUCUGAUCCUCACUGAUGAGGCCAAAGAUACACCUGGUGCUUAUCACACGCGUGUAACGGCCAAAAAGAAGAACCAAGUUAGCCGCCAACUUGAUGUUUCGCUGAUGGACGCAAUCACAGGUUCCCGGGGACCAUGGACGUUGCCUCCAGUUGAAAUCAUACAAACACAAGUCACAGCCAUAAAGAGGGUUGCAGUGCGGCUGACAGCUGCUUCGCACUUCCGUGCCUACCUUCACAGCAGUGGCUACAAGGACACUCCAAACUCCGUGCUAGCAAGCGUUGCUAGCUUGCACCCUGACAUCAAGGUCAGUCAGAUAUCUGGUGGAAAGUGGUGGUCUGAGACCAUUCAGAGCAAAGUAUUCUUGAACACAGUAAUCCAGCUUCCCGUUGCUACUGCUGACCAGCUAGUGGCCCGAAGCGGAGAAGAAGGUGUCUUCGCAUGCAAGCUUGGCGUGCAACAUAAUGACCAAAAAAUCUUUUGGUUCCCCAGAGAAGGAAAGGAAAGUGAUGAAGCAUACCACCGUCGCCUUUUCACCAUUGCGCAGUCGCGCAAAGAGGGGUUAAAGCUCAGGAAAGGUGGAUCCAAUGACUUGGGCCUCUUUGCAUCGCCGCAAGACACAGCGGCCUUUGCCAGCAACUUCAGCCACUGGUGCGCCACUGGCUUUCCGCAUGACUGGCAGCAGGAAGAGGUUCUUCAGUUUCUUCAGGCCCUCGCAAACAAUGGCGAGAUGACCAGUCCGUGCCAGGGCCUCCAAGAACAUUACGCGCACAAACACGCGCUGAUGAUGCCCCAGUUGCCAACCAAUCGCAGUGACGCUCCAAAGCGGGCAUUACCAGUCUUGAAGCACAAAGACCUCACGUGUCAUGGGCCGCGUCGCAAAAAACACUUAAAUCAGGUUCACGGAAUCCAAUAUUCUGACAUGCCGCCUGACCCUCCGGGUGCUCCUGGUGAGGGAGUCCAAACCAAGCGGGAAGAAAGGUCCAAGCGGUGCCAAGCUUGGUUGCUGUUGGCAAAGAAGCGCGGGUGGGCAGGCAUGCAUGAGCUCACACCUGUCAACAUAGGCUGGCGCCGAUGGAAGUGUCAAGCCUGCGAUGAAUCCUUCACCCAUUGGAAUCGGGGCGUGCAAACAUUGUGUUCUGCCAGCAAUGCCGCUGGUGGCUCCAAGUUGCCCAGCAUUGCCAAACGAUUGCAACUCGCCAAUCAGUGGUGGGCUCAAACUCUGGAAUCGAUUGCAAAGGAGAGAGCGGAGUUGCUGCGAGACUUAGCAAAGUCGCUGAUGGUGUUCGUGCAACACGUCGAGGGCACCGUACUUCCAACCGAGGGGGCGUCGCUAUCUGCUGCCGUGAGUCGACCUGAACGGCCACUGGGCUCAGCGCCCAGGGUUCAAACCAGCACUCAUGCUAUGGGCCCUUUGCAGCCCCUUGCUGAGCGGAAGCUCCGUCGCUGGAUUCGGCGUUUGCAAGAAGCUCGGAAGUUCAGUCACCUCGGGUACCAACUCAACCCGGGUUUGCAGAAAAAACUUGAAUCCACCAGGGAUGUGCCUGCUCCUGAAAAGCAGGCGGUCCGUCAAGCAGCUUUCGGUCUGGCAGAACGUUUAGCUCACGGCAGGUUCGCCCAGAUCCUUCAGACAUGUGAAAACAUUGGCCGUUGGCCCACGCAGGUGCGCCCCACUGCCUACCGCAUUUGGGCAGCCAUCAGACUUCAGCACUGCAAAUCUUUUGUGGAGGGUCUUCUGUGUCAAGAUCAGGCUGGGUGCAAUGGGUUAGCAGCGCAGGAUUUGUUACUCACCAUGGAAAACAAGUACCAAGCUCAGGAUUGGCCAUAUGCCAUGGCAUUAGACCCGCAGAAAGCUUUCGAUACCACCGACUGGACCGUGACUGAGGAGGAACAGAAACGUUCUGAUAAAGUGGCACAGGUCGCUCGUCGAAUAGCGCUCCUGCCCACAGCUAAGGCUUUCAGGAACUCGGUUGCAGUCAGCGUCUUGGCGCCCACUGCCUCCUGGGGAGCUCUUUUCAAUGGUCGGUGUCCGACAAAACAGGAAUGCCAGGCCUAUGCUCAGACCUGGCGAUGUGCAGUUCAAGGUUUUGAUCAUCCAGGGGGCCACGACUCUCGUGACCUCACAGCUGUAAUGGCUAUGGGCCACUGUUCUGACCUUUUGUUUCUAAGUACCCAACGGUUUAUGACGGCUCUUCAUAAGUGGGCGCUUCGUCCAAAUCAGAUCGCCAUCAAUUCAGCUCCUAUCAAAGCGUUGCAGGCUGCUGUCCAACGCCUGCAAGGUUCUUGGACUCCCGAGGAACUCAUUGACAAACUUAGGUCCUUUGCACGUUCUGCAAGUGGUGAUCAGGUGGCUGUGCUCUGUGGGGGCAUUACCACUGAUGCUCAUAUUGAGGGCCUCCGAGAAUUUUGUCCGGACUGCCCGGAUGAAAAGAUUGCGCCUUGGCAGGGCCCCCUGUGUGGGGGGCACCGUCCUGUAAGGACCCCUGAGCGCAGCUGUGCUGCGCUCCUUUUCUGGCCGCUACACCGCCUCCGGGUGCCAGUGUGCGGCUUCAGCUUCAACAACCUCAUCAGCUUUGGUUAUGAGCUGCAGGAUUGUUCUGGCUGCAGCCAGAAUUUCUACAGUGUGCCAGUCUCAGGACAGAUGCACAACUGCAAGGCCUGCCCGGGCGAUGGCGAGGUCUGUCACGGUCGAGGCCAUUGUUUCGAUGACGAAGCCGCGAAAGCUUUGCCUGAACUCUUUGGUCCUGCUGUGGCGCGGGGCAAUGGCUCAUGUACCUGCAAUGAACGUCAUUUCUAUGGAACGGACGAAGAUGGGAGGAGUGUCUGCUCAGAAGGAACGUGUCCAGCGGGUACAGAAGAGAAGGAUGGCAAGUGUCAGGUUUGUGAAGCGGGCUCAUCGUCGCGAGAAGGGGGUACAUAUGAAGUUGACCAACAGCUGUACAACAAUUGCCUUCCUGGCUUUGCUUCAUCCGGUGGAACAAACUCAUGCACCAAGUGUCCAGCUGGCUUCCAUGCGCCAACUCCUGGUAGCAGCGCUUGCGAAGCUUGUCCAGCUGGCAAGUUUGCUGAAGGUAGCGGCACAGGCAGUACCUAUUGCCAGGUGUGUCCUUUGGGGACGAUCUCAGGUGAAAUGAGACCAGCUUGUAGCAAGUGCAGUUCAGGUCAGUUUGCCCAGAAAUCCAUAUCGUGCGAAGCAUGUCCUGCUGGGACCUUCGCCUUUGAAGGUAGCCAUACUUGUCAAAGAUGUGAGUCUGGUCAUGUGUCUGGCCCGGGCAGUGCCUCCUGUUCGACUUGCGAGCAUUUGCUGAUCCACGCAAAACCUGAUGAUAUGAAGCAGACCUGCCAAAUUGCAAUUGCUGAUGUUUUUCUUGCGCUGAUCUCCUCAAUCACAUCAUCUGGCCUCUGCUUUCUAUGUCUUCUCGGCUUCUGGGGGACCUUCCAGAUUGCUGAUGUUUCAGCACAGGGAUCGAAGCUGGUGAUAACAACAUCCAUGUGGCAUCUUCUCUUGAAAUGGAAGUGGGCAUGCCCAACUGUGACUUUCGUGGCUACAGGGGUGCCUGAAUUAGAGAAGCCAGAGCGCACGUGGACCGUGAAAGCCUUGAAUAUUGGCCAGCUGAUGUUGGAGAGCAGCCAAAAAAUUGCCACGCCAGUGGACACUUCCAUGGGUUUGGUGCGAAUGAAAUUCCUUCAUCCUUUCCUUUCAACUGGUAUGUGGCACUGCCCACUCAUUUGCUGGUGCUUGCUAUUCUUCAUCGCCACCAUGGCCUGCAUGAGCCAGCUGAGGUUGGGCUCUCAGACGCCCUUGGCCAAAAGGCGGCGCCGGUUCCUGAAAGAAUGGCCAUUGAUGCAGAUGCCUUGCAGCCGUGGGCCUGAUCGGGCGAUAAAAGCGGGACAGCUUCAUGACCUCUUCGAGUGUCUUGGUGGGAUGAGACGGUGUGUCAUGUCAUGUCGAAAAGAUUUAUGA